AUGGCCAAAAAGAAGAACGUAUCUAAGAAGAAGCAGAACAAGGGGAAGAAGGCCAAAAAGAUGCACCAAGAGACCACCGAGCAGCUGGGUAACCAGAACGGCAAACCGGACAAGCCUAAGAAGCAAGUGGCCACCGAUGAGAAUGGCAGAAAGAUGACGGUCAUCAUGGGGGGAGAAGCGGAGAUGAAAAAGCUCUGGGACCGCAUGCAGAUGACCUUUGCCAUUCAAUCUCAGUCCAGUACGAACUCCGAAAGACUCGAGAGCGUCCGCUCAGCCAUCGAAAGCAAGUCGACCACGAACGAUAAGGAACGAGAAGCCUUUAAGAAGGUGGAAGAGGAAGUUGAACAACUCCUUGGUCGCAUGAGAGAUGCCAUCAACGCCAACAAUAGGCAGGCUGCUCAACAAGGGGUUCAGAUUUCAGACCUGGUUCGAGCACCUCCAGAACAGCCCACAAGUAUUUUCGCUAACAAAACCUAG
Molecule: messenger RNA, 477 nt
Organism: Colletotrichum scovillei
Lineage: Eukaryota; Fungi; Ascomycota; Sordariomycetes; Glomerellales; Glomerellaceae
Exons: 2
Coding region: 1-477 (158 amino acids)
Source: RefSeq, a predicted model, not a curated record